Molecule: messenger RNA, 7768 nt
Organism: Gavialis gangeticus (Gharial)
Lineage: Eukaryota; Metazoa; Chordata; Crocodylia; Gavialidae
Gene: AMER3
Product: APC membrane recruitment protein 3
Exons: 3
Coding region: 302-3343 (1013 amino acids)
Biological process (GO): regulation of canonical Wnt signaling pathway
Cellular component (GO): plasma membrane
Molecular function (GO): beta-catenin binding; phosphatidylinositol-4,5-bisphosphate binding
Source: RefSeq, a predicted model, not a curated record
ACCAAACAGAUGGCUGAAACAAACAUCUUUCCUAAAUUAAGCUACAUGUGGAAGCCUAGAAUCUAUGUAGGGUACAAGAAAGCUACAAGCUGGAAGGAUUGGAGGGGUGGGGUUGAAGGAGGGAGGAGGAGGAAAAGACAGGAGGUGGAGAAUAACAGUGAAAGCAGCAGUAAUACAGCCCUUCGGAGUCUGCAAAGCAUCACAGGAGCCUUUGGAUAAAGAGAUGCAGCCUUACAGCAAGCCUAUACAAGAGAAGAUUUCUGCUCAAUGGUGAAGCAUGAAACAGGUGUGAUGAAGCAGCAUGGAGCUAAGGAGAGGAAAGACCUUCAUUAAAUCUAGUUUCCAGCUGACCCAUGAGAAAACACCACUGGUACAUGUAGUUCCUAUGGACAAGGACAAUCUGGGAAAAGAUAAACAGCUCACAGCUGAGGGAAGUCAAAGCGAAGUUGAAGUUCAACAGGCGUGUUUAGUUGCACACAAAAAUUACAGUAUUUCCAAUAGAACAACAAGGAAUGGGGCUGGUGAAACCAUCCCGUCUCCAUCUGGGUCUUCCUACAAACUAGUAAGAAAGAGUAAAACUCAUGACUGUGUGAUAGGGGCAGACAAAACUGAACCAUGGAGCCACAAGAGCAAAGCUUGUGAGGUGGGGUCUUCUGGAAGAAGCAAAGGGCGACUUGUCAACAGCAUCAGCUUUUCUGGGGUGUGCAACACCCUGAAUUCCAGUGAGAAGAAGGAUUCAGUUGUCAGUCCCAGUCAGUCCACAUGCAGCAGUCAACAGAUGAUAGAUUACAGAAACUUUGUGCCACAGAUGCCUUUUGUACCAGCUGUAGCAAAAACUAUUCCCAGGAAGAGGAUUUCCCUCAAGAGAUCUAAGAAAGGGCUCAGGGAUAUAUUUCAUAUUAAAAAAAAUAAACCAGAGGGUUUAACACUGUUAGUUGAAAAGGACAAGCAGCUGUCUUCCCCAGGGUGCAAAAGUGAGGUGUCAGGCAGGCUUGGAAAAUAUCUUUUCAGAACUGGAGAAACAUUUGCAGCUGACUGCUUGGCCCAAGAUUUCUCAGACAGUGAGAUGCAGUCCGACUCCUCCUAUGACUACUGCAAUACACUGUGUGAAGAUGUUGCUUCUCUGAAGAGUUUUGACUCUCUCACAGGAUGCGGGGAAAUCUUUGCAGAUGAGAGUUCAGCUCAUCUGGAGCUGGAAAACAGCAAAGAACUUCUUCUGAAGAGAACCAAGCAAAAAGAGAGCCCUGUCUUAGGGUCUUUCCAGGGCGGGGUGGAACAGCUGGCAUCUCCUGCUCAGAAUGAGGCAGCUGACUUUGCAAAAUUUUGGGACAACAUCAACAAAUCAGUGCGAUUGCAUCAAAGUGCAUUAUUUGAUAAGAAGCUAUUGGAGAUACCCAGUCCUGACCUGGGAAAGGUUGCAAACACAGCUGCUGCUUCGGUGGCUGACCUGCAAGUGUCACCCGAUAAAGACUGUGACCAUUCCAAAGAAAGUUCCAUAGACACGGGGACACCAAAAAGCGACCACCAGGAAUCCACAUCCACCAGUGAUGAAGGGUACUACGAUUCAUUCUCCCCUGGGCAAGAUGAUGAAACGAAGGAAGCUCAAACGCCUGGGAUUCCAGGAAGAUUUCCAAGAGACAGUUACAGUGGGGAUGCUCUUUACGAACUAUUUUAUGACCCUAAUGAAGCCAAAAUAAAUCCAAUCCUAGAUGAUGAGCUCUGCCUGUCUGAAAGUGUGUCAGAACAGGCCAUUGAAAUCCCCCUAUCAAUUUACAGCUUUCAUGUUGGAGCAGAGGAGAAUAUGGCUUCCCAGCCAGCGGUUGACAUCAUCAGCCAGGGCUUUCUUCACAGCACAUGGAAAGGCAAGGAGUGUUUGCUAAAGCUCUGUGAUACUGAGCUUUCCCUGACCAUGGGAAUAAUAAACUGGCUGCGAAAACAUUCAGGGUUAGUUUCCCCCACAGACUCUGUGAGCAGUCCUAAAUCAGAGGUGGAGGAAAACAGAGAUCCGCUAGUCUCCUGUAGCUCUGAUCCUUGCCAAAGUCUGAACACAGCAGCUGAGAAGGAGAAACAAAUCAAGGGAGAACCUAAUCUUUCUAACCCAGAGCCUUCUUUGGGUUAUAGCAAAGUUGCGGGCCAGCCACAUUUAGUAAAUGUUGCUGAAAAAGACCAAACAAAUGUUUCUGGGUCUCACACACCUCAUGAGUAUUUCCAGGAAAGGGAACGAAAUUGCCACAGAGACCUGGCUUUUGAACCUGAGUGUGCAGAAGCCAACAGCAUAUCAGGUAACAUGCCAACAUCAGAGGUUAAUGGAGGCUAUUUGCAGACAUGUUCACCUGAAAGAGAGAAGAUGGCAGUUUCAGAAGAUUGUGAAACACCAGAAGACAAAAAUCUUUCAUCUGGAGAUCUGAACAGGGAGACUAUUUUCCAGAGCUCUCAGAACUCUUUCUUAAAUGACAACCAUGAAGUGGAAUCAUGUUAUUCCUAUAAGACAGCUGCAACCUCCCCAAUGGAUCCCCUAGAGACAGCAGAUGAAAAUAAAACAACGUACCAUUCUUUGUCUAUUUCCUGUGACAAACCAAUGCAGCCUCUUACUUUGAAACAUUUUCAGAGCUACGUUAGCCCCACACAGACAGAAAACAGCACUAACAUUGUGCAGCUUUUGGAACGCUGUGUAACUCAAGUUGCAUCCCUAAAAAUCAGCUAUGAAAACAAACACCGGGAAGACAAAUGCAUUGGGAGUGAAAUGAACAAUAUCAUUUGUAAAAUGUCUCAAUACAAAAACAAGUUAUUGUUGCAAAAUGAAUGCAACUGCAUCACCCAAAGCUCAGAAUGCCCUGGCUUUCUUUAUGCAAACGAAUGUAAUUAUGAAACAAGCUUCAAAGCCAGUGAUUUGUAUCACAUGAAACAAAAUGGGGAACUAAUUUGCUCUGAAGAUCAGAAAAACGGAACAAGUAUCCUAGAUCAGAUGAGUCACAUCACCAGGAAUGAAAUCAAUUUUGAAUAUGCCCAGUUAAAUAAUCAAUCCCUCUCUUAUUUAAAAGACUUCAGCCUUGAACUGAGCCCAAGUGAUUCUGUCACUAUGACACCCAUGAGCAGGCCUACGUUUUUACCUCUUUUCAAAUCUGUUUGCUCAGACAUGCCCAGUGAGUUUUCACAAGCCUCCCACAGAAUGAAGAGUUCCCCAGACAAACCACUGCAACAUAAUGAAUCUAAACAGGGCAGCCCCUGCUCGUGCAGUUAUACCGAAGGCCACUACAAAGUACUGUCUCAAGUGGCCACUGUGCCUCAUAACCCAGAGGUAUCUGCCACAGAGGGAGCAGCGACAGAGAGGAACCAUAAAUAACACACCUGCUUUAACAAGGUACAACAAAGAAGAAUCCAGCUGUAAAUAAUGAUGGCUUUCCAGUUGUGUCUAUGUAGUAAGAUUCAGUCACACUGAGGUAAUACUCAUGUCAGAAGCAACCAGGAUUUCUCUUCCAGACACCCUUGGAGACAAGUGUAGAUGAAAAAUUAUGCUCUUCUGUUAUCUUAUUAACAAAUACUGGUAGGAGCACAUGACAGCUUCAUACUAUUGAAUCCAGGUUUGCAAAUGAAAAUGCUCCUCCAUCCCUCCCCCCCAACUGCAAUGAGAUAUUGCAAAAGCUAAAUUAUGACAAGAAUGCUUAACAAAAUGGAUAGCUUUUCUGUCAUAUUGUACCAUGUGACAGUCUUUCAGGCAACUGAAAACACUUUUUUUUUUUUAAAGUGAAGGUAUGUGAUGAAUAAGAAUUACAUAUGAUUUAAAUAAUUUAGACAACUUUACUUCUUUUGAAAAUGUGAAUCUGUCAAACUUUACAGAAAUGGUGCAUUUUAUUGUAACAGUUUAAUCUUAAACUCAACUGUGCAUAUUACAUGUGUGUGUAUAUAUAUAUAUACACACACACCAAGAUUUACUACUUGGACUAAGACAUUCUGUAAAUAGGGAGAUAAAAUUACUAGAAAGUAUCAAAGACUUUGCCCUAUCCCAUCCAAAGAUGUUUGUUUACCGUGUACCAUAAUUGGGAAGGGGUAUCAAACAUGGUGUUUGAGAAUUACUAUUAAAAAGAUAGAUUGUUCAUUUCUGUUUUAAGGGAAGGAAAACAAUGUUUAUGUAUCAAACAACUGCUGUACUGAAUGCUGUACAGAAUUUUAUUUUUCUAAUUUAGAACCCAAUCUCAGAACUUGAGGUAACCACCAAUUUACCUUUGAUUUGCUAUGGUGGUUUAGGCCAAGAGAGUCCUUAUUUUUGUACGACGGUUGUAGCCUGUGUUCAAUUACAAAUUUUCACAUACCGUCAUGGCAUACAGCAUUAAGACUAGGUAAAUAAAAAUUCUUUGGUGAUGUAGUGGUUCUUUCUGGCCUUAAAAAGAAUGAAGAGGCCAUUAGAUCAUCUUGUCUAGUUUUCUGCUUCAGGCAGGGCUUAACAUCUGAUGCUUUAGUGCUUGGUGGAAAAGCGUCCCGUAAAUGCAUGCAGAAAAUUGUUUGAUGUAGUUAGAGAGAAAAGAAUGAGGUGAUGGACUAUAAUUCCUUCCCAACUCCCCUAAUCAUUUAUGUCUUGAAGUAAGUGAUGUUACACUUCAUGUACAUACUUACUGCUAUUAGUUGCUAAAUCCCUUGCCCUUUUUAAAACACAACCAGCCACAUUAGUUUGGCCUUGUCUAUACUUUGCAGAAUCUGAAUUGAUUCAAGACAUAUGGCACCAAGAACAUAAUUCACCAAAGGGUCAGAUAUGGCACAUGCUUUCUAGAAAAGCUUUCCUGGGGUAGCUAUGGAAUAAAAAUUCCUCCUCAGGGCACUAACGUUUCCAGUACAGGCCAUCUUUCAGCAUGGAAGAUUUUACACUAAAAACCAGUCUUCUCAAGUAUACAUAACUACCCAUGACUGUCCAACUGCAGGCUGCUAGGGAUUUGCCAUUUAGAAUAUAAAGGGCCCCAAAUCCCAAACUACUCAUCACAUAAGCAUCCCUUCAGAAAUGCUAUGACACGCUAUCCGUGGGCUAAUCAAAUAACAACAAACAUAAGGCUUACGUUCCAGCAAUAGAGCACAGUUAUAUAAGAACUUUUUGUCCUUCACAAACCUCUCUUCCUUUGGAAUUAUUCAGCUGGCUUCUUUCUCUUUGCCACGUUUACUUCCUAUCACUGCAAUUUUGUUGGCUGAUGAGAGCAAAAGCCAGGAUUUCUCCAUACCAUUAACAUAUUUCAAACCUCAUACCUCCACUGCUUGCAGGCUAAGUAAGAAGAGAGAGGGAGGAAAAAAUCAAAGUAAUGGAAGUAGAGAAGUCACUUAGCUCUUCAUCUGCUCCUCUCAAAGCACUUGUCAGUACUACUACUCCCCUUUUUCAGAGGCACAGAGUGCUGAAGUGACUUGUCUAACUGUCCUGGUUUCCCUUUCCACAGUCUGCUGGUUUCUUCCUGUUUCUUCCACUCACUUCCUGGCUCUACCUAUUGCUUUCCUUUUGUCCCUCAGCUGACUAGGCUAAAAAUACCUUGUGCUUUCCUUUCCUACUCCCCAUCCUCCAUCAUAGGCCCUUGCCCAAAUAGUCACACUGAGGAGGUCGUUUAGAGUCCUUCUAUUUUCUUCACACUACUUACACUCCGUGGCUCUUUCUACCGAGGAGGUUUUCUUAAAUUUUUUAAUCAUUACAUCAGUGCUAGUACAGGCUCCUCCUGUGUCUCCUAUUUUUUUUAUGAUUCUACAAGUUUCUACAAGGAGGACUUAGGCUAGUCGUUAAAAGGUACGUACUAACUAGGGGGUGGUUAAGCAUUUGAAUGGAUUAGCUGGGGGGAAGAGGGUGCGAAAUCUGUCCCUAGGAGUUUUUAAGUAGAGAAGCAACAAAAUAUGGCUCAAAUGGUUUAGAUGCUGAUGACCCUGCUAUGAGCAAAGGCUGAGCUAGAUGACCUCUUGAAGUCCCUUCCAGCUCUCUUUUUCUAUGAAUGCGUGUUAUUCUGUGGUGUACUUGUAAAGGCUGGUUGACUGUGUUCUUACCACACUUGUCCAAGUCUAGCAUUUACACAUGAAUCCCUAUACACUCUUUUUUAGCUGAAACAGAGCAGUUUAAAAGUCUGCUAUAGUCUAUAUGCUGACAGUCUUUUAGUCCAGGCAGUGAGAGUCAGAUUUUUAGAUUCAGAGGUUCACGGUUCAGCUAUUUAUCAUUACUAUAAAAAGCAUAUCCAGGGUCAAUGCAUUAAAGCAUAUGGCAGCCACUGGGUUAUUCCAACUCCUUCAAUUACCAUUACCCAGUGAAGCUGUGUGUGCUGGUUGUAACAGGGGGAAAAGUUUGAAAAUGUUCAGUAUGGAAAAUAAUUUACUUAAAUCUACCUUUAUUUGAGGAAAAAAAAAAGUGAAUCUCUCUCAUGACCCACGUUGAAUCAGAUAGCAUCCCAAACACUUGCAGCACACUGGUUUGGAAACUGACAUUUGGUCCAAAUGGUUGCACUGGACAUGUUUUCUUUUCUUGGGUGAAAAAUUAAGAGUAUCUUGGUACGUUCAGCCUGUAUAAUGUGAAUCUCCAUUGUAAUAUCCAGUUUGACUUACUUGGGUGUCUUUAUCUAAUGGAUUAGCAAGUCUGUUUAGUUUAGACAUCUUCAAGACCUAUUACAUUUUAAAUGACUGGCAUGUAGGAAGUAAGAUGAAUGAAGAAAGCCUAUGAAUAUGUUUUAAGAUUGUUAGAUUUCUUUUGUGGCUAAAGAUACAUUUGGUCGGUUUCUAUUCAACCAGACAUUUUUCUUGGUCCUGCACCCCAAGAUGUGUAAAGGGAGUGUUACUGGAUUUGUUGUUUGCGCAUAUACAAGAUCAUAGAUCCAAAGAAAUGGGUAGUUUCUUAAGUAUUAAAAGCAACCUGUGAAGAUUGAGAGAAACAUGUUUGCAUCAUAGGUCUUUUCUGGUCCAUUGUGAUGAAGAAAGAGUCUCUGAAAGGAAUAUUUGUGCUAACUAAAUCAAGUGUCAUUCCCACUUUCAUUGCAAAACUCAUUGAGGAUCUCAAAGAUAUAUGUUGAUUUCUCAGCUGUUGACACUUUAAUGAAUUGUCUUCCAAAUUUUAUAGGACGGGAGUUAGAACACUUAUAAAACACUGCAUGCUUAUAAAAAUGAUAUAUAGUCUGAAUAAAAAUAACUUUUCAAUAAAACCAUCAGGUUUUACUUGCAUAAUAUCUGGUAUUUGACCAAUCAAAGAGGCUACCACUUUUCCAAGAGAAAUCUGGUGGACCAGGCACACAUUUUUAAUCUGAGACAUGCCAAAUGUUGUUGGUUUUGGACAAGGCUCACAAUUUUCAUGGCUUCUUUGUAUAUCAUAAAAAGGGUAUAAACUACUCCUCCUUUCCUUUAAAGAAUGUAUAUUACCAGAUGAAAUUCAGUGGAGUUUUGAGGAUUGGCAAAAAUAGAUAUAGAAAUACUUUUCUAUGCAUUAUGUAAGUUAGCACAACUGUCAAAGGAGUUGUGACUGCACAUACCAGCAAUGACAAUUUAAGAUGUUAAAAAAUGAUAUAUUAGAACAACAUGAAUGAUAUUAAUAAGAUGUACAAUACAAUUUAAAGCAUUUCAUUAUAAUGUUAUACUAGUCUACUAAAAUUCUUUUUGUCUGAAAGUAACAUCAACAUAUUUGAGUUCUAUCAGAUACAACAUUAAUGAUGCAUAAUUUACAAUUUUGUAAGUGCUAGGGUGGAUGGAAAAUUUGUCAUUAAAAGAGAGGAUGAAAAGUUAAGCACUAAGCAGGGCCUAGCAACCAAAGGAUGUUUGGGAAUGUAGUAAAAAA